AUGGAUUCGAAAUUCAGCGUGUACACUCAAAAUGUCACCUUCCUUGACCGGAGUGGAAGGAUCGUGAAUGCAUCCAUGACCGAUGUGGACAUGUUCAUCCAGUACAAUACUAGGGCUUGUAUCAACUAUGGAUCCCAACUGGGCGCGUCGAUCGCGCUGCUGGUGAUUCUCCUGCUCUUGACGCACUCCGACAAGCGAAGCUCGGCAGUUUUUGUCCUCAAUGCCCUGGCCUUGUUCUUCAACAUUGCGCGAUUGCUCUUCCGGGUCAUCCAUUUCGCCACAGCCUUUGAGAAGUUCUACCCGUACUUCGCCUAUGACUACGCUGAUGUCCCGACCAGCGCAUACGCUAUCUCCGUUCUUGCCGUGAUCUUCGAAACCAUGCUGGUUAUCUGUGUCCAGGUCUCGCUCGUGCUCCAGGUCCAAGUCGUGUGUUCGACCCUGCGCCGUCGGUACCGCCGAGCCCUCCUGUGUUUGUCUAUCGUGGUGGCCCUGGUGCCGAUCGGAUUCCGCACAGGAUGGAUGGUGGAGAACUCGAUGCACAUCAUCUCGCUGGACAACAUGGAGGAGAUCUGGUGGCUGGAGAGCUCGAUCAACAUCGUCAUCACCAUCAGCAUCUGCUUCUUCUGCGUCGUGUUCCUCGCUAAGCUAGGCUAUGCCAUCCGCCAGCGCCACCGGCUCGGGCUGCGCGAGUUCGGCCCGAUGAAGGUCAUCUUCGUCAUGGGAUGCCAGACUCUCAUUGCCCCGGCCAUUCUGUCCAUCCUGCAGUACCUCAUCGUCGUGCCGGAGUUGAUGUCCAAUGUUCUGACGCUGGUGGUGAUUUCUCUCCCUCUCUCAUCAAUCUGGGCUGGUGCCGCCCUCGAGUCCUCGCGUCGCACCACCACACCCAUCCAUCAGCGCCGCAACUUGUGGCGUAACCUUGCUGGCGGUGUCAGCAACGGCACAGCACCUGCUAAGCCCGUGGGCUCGGACAUGUCAGCAAGCACCGCGGCCCAGACCCUGUGCUACUCCGAGCAGUCUGCCAACAAGAACUCGGAGCCAGACCCCCACCAUGGAAUCUCUAUCGAGCAUGACAUCUCCAUCCAAACUCUUCGUCGGAACCAAUCACCUGUGUGA
Molecule: messenger RNA, 1113 nt
Organism: Penicillium alfredii
Lineage: Eukaryota; Fungi; Ascomycota; Eurotiomycetes; Eurotiales; Aspergillaceae
Gene: preB
Product: alpha-factor pheromone receptor STE2
Exons: 1
Coding region: 1-1113 (370 amino acids)
Biological process (GO): G protein-coupled receptor signaling pathway
Cellular component (GO): membrane; G protein-coupled receptor homodimeric complex
Molecular function (GO): pheromone binding; mating-type factor pheromone receptor activity
Source: RefSeq, a predicted model, not a curated record